UCAUCAUUGUACUCCUGUAGAUUGUAAUAUUUUGUUUGGUGACUGAAUCGAUUGUACGGUCCUUUUGGGAACGUUACCCGAUUCUGGGAAUUCUUGUUUUGAAAGAAAUUGGGUUGGAAGGAGAGAAGGCCUAGAAUUGCAUCAUCGACUCCGUCAUUUCCCAGGAACCAAACUCUGUCAUUUCCCAGGAACCAAACACUGUCAUUUGCCAGGAGCCAAACUCCGUUGUUUUCCGGAACCAAAUUCUGUCAUUUGCCAGGAACCAAACUCCGUUAUUUGCCAGGAACCAAAGUCUGUCAUUUGCCAGGAACUUGACAUCAUGUCAGAAAAGGUGUACAUUGUGGUUAGACUGUGUGUAUUGAUGAUGCCGUUUUUAGCGAUCGUCAUGUCCCAUCUGACUGCGUCGGAGCUGAUAACGUUGAUGGCACUGCAGGCACCGCUUGGACAGUCAGGAUCGAUCGGUCAAGGAUCCGGAGGUAAUGUAUUCGGACAGAAGUCCAACUGUAUAUAUCACGGCUGUAUCAACGGCAAAUGCAUACCCGUCCUUGGCUUGCCCGGCUACCACGUGUGUCAGUGUCCCCCGGGUCACUCCCUCCACCCCAACAACAAGUUGAUGUGUAGUCCGACAGAUGCCUCCAUGUUUGAAACCCCUGGAAGUCGCCUGACCCUGUUCACGAUGCUGUCACUGAUUCGACGGAUACAGUCCAUGCAGUCCAUGCAGUCAAAUCGACAACCCUCACUAACACAGAGUCAGCCCCAGAACGAGGCCAUGUUUGAUGCUUAGACCGCCACCAAGAUACUCAAGGAACAGUGCUCAGUGUGUGUUCAUUGGUUAGGAGGCUGCGUUCACUGUCACGUGACCCAAAGCCGGACAGUACACCAUUGAAAUAAACAUAAAUACAGUAGGCAAUACAGGCUAUGAUCGGAUUUGCGUACGUUUCCCGAUAUUUCCUAACUUUGGGCACUUAUUUCACAUGUCGCUGCACCUUCGAAACAUACGAUCAUCGUAUACUGCCGUAUGCACAAGCACCUGUUUCAUGUAUGCUAUGACGGGAUUUGCAGUCAUUUCCUCAGUAAAUGUUUGAUCAUAGAGUAUUUCCAUUACAUUCCUUUCAGUUGUAAUAGGUGAUGAAAUGUCUGAAUCUGUUCUAAGUUUGUUAGGGUUGGAAAUUUGAAUAUUUCCUUAGGCGGAAAACAUUUGUAUAUUUUCAAACGAUUUUAUGCCUCAGAAACUUAGGAAUCAUUCCGGAUAUCAAGAGUAUGUAUUUGAACAGGUUGUAUGUCCACAUUACAUUACUAAAACAAGAUUAAACAGAAUUACUGAGUUCA
Messenger RNA from Haliotis rubra (blacklip abalone), 1329 nucleotides. RefSeq lists its product as uncharacterized. The record is from RefSeq and is a predicted model, not a curated record. Lineage: Eukaryota; Metazoa; Mollusca; Gastropoda; Lepetellida; Haliotidae. The transcript is spliced from 3 exons. The coding region runs from base 320 to 784 and encodes 154 amino acids.